Messenger RNA from Hirundo rustica (Barn swallow), 8546 nucleotides. RefSeq names its product ADP ribosylation factor guanine nucleotide exchange factor 2 (gene ARFGEF2). The record is from RefSeq and is a predicted model, not a curated record. NCBI's taxonomy places the organism in Eukaryota, Metazoa, Chordata, Aves, Passeriformes, Hirundinidae. The transcript has 39 exons. Bases 46 to 5517 code for a protein of 1823 amino acids. Gene Ontology annotation, biological process: regulation of ARF protein signal transduction. Gene Ontology annotation, molecular function: guanyl-nucleotide exchange factor activity.
CGCCCGGCUCCUGCCCCUGGCCCCCGGCCCGCUCCCGGCCUCGUCAUGCAGCCACCGGCUCGCGAGCAGGACGCCCGCACUAAGAGCAUGUUCGUGUCGCGGGCCCUGGAGAAGAUCCUGGCCGAGAAGGAGGCGAAGCGGCCCCCGCACGGGCAGCUGCGGACCGCCUGCCAGGUGGCGCUGGAUGAAAUAAAAAGUGAGCUGGAAAAGCAAAGAGAAGGCACUGCUGCUCCACCAAAAGCAAAUUUCAUUGAAGCAGAUAAAUAUUUCCUUCCAUUUGAGCUGGCCUGCCAGUCGAAGUCUCCACGCAUCGUCAGUACUUCCCUGGAUUGUUUACAGAAACUCAUUGCAUAUGGGCAUAUCACUGGCAAUGCUCCGGACAGCGGAGCUCCUGGGAAACGACUGAUCGACCGAAUAGUGGAAACCAUUUGCAAUUGCUUUCAGGGUCCUCAAACAGAUGAAGGAGUACAGCUGCAGAUAAUUAAGGCUCUUCUCACUGCAGUAACAUCUCCUUAUAUAGAAAUUCAUGAAGGAACAAUUCUUCAAACUGUUAGAACCUGCUACAACAUCUAUCUGGCCAGUAAAAAUCUUAUUAACCAGACAACUGCCAAAGCUACACUGACACAGAUGUUAAAUGUCAUUUUUACACGGAUGGAAAAUCAAGCUCUGCAGGAGUCCAGAGAAGCAGAGCGAGCGCAGAAGACGCAGUCCCCCGCGGUGGCAGGGCCACGGUCCCCACGGCCGGGGCAGCGGCAGCACAGCCCCUGGGGAGGCAGAGCUGGCACCGCCGGCACCGUGCUGGCCAACGGGGAGGCCAGCCACAGGGAGCCUGGCAUUGGAGAGCCUGGGCACGGAGAGGCCAACCACAGAGAGGCCAGGCACGGGGAGCCUGGCAUUGGAGAGCCCGGGCACGGGGAGCCUGGCAUUGGAGAGCCUGGGCACAGCGAGCUGCCACGGGCCCCCGCCCUGCCAGCAGCAGAAGAAACAAUUGAUGGAGGAAAGGAAAUGGUUCAAGGCAUUUUGGAAGAUGUGGUGGAGUCAGCUGUGAAAGUGGCUGAAGAAAAGCAGGUAAUAGAACCUGUCAAGGCUCUGCCUGCAGUAGAGACUGCAGAUACUCUUCUUUCUGGCUCUAGCAGUGAAAAUGUACAAACAAAUGGGAUUUCAGAUGAUGGACAGUCUGUUUCCUCCACUGAUAAUCUGGAAACAGAUGUAUCUGGACAUCAAGCUGCUUCCAGAUUUUCCCAUGUUCUACAAAAGGAUGCCUUCCUUGUGUUCAGGUCAUUGUGCAAGCUCUCCAUGAAGCCGUUGGGGGAAGGACCACCAGAUCCCAAAUCCCAUGAAUUGCGUUCCAAGGUUGUGUCUCUCCAGCUCCUUCUCUCAGUGCUGCAGAAUGCUGGUCUGGUUUUCAGGACACAUGAGAUGUUCAUCAAUGCAAUCAAGCAAUACCUUUGUGUAGCAUUAUCUAAAAAUGGAGUCUCUUCUGUUCCUGAUGUGUUUGAGCUCUCUCUUGCCAUCUUCCUCACACUGCUUUCAAAUUUUAAGACCCAUUUAAAAAUGCAGAUUGAGGUGUUCUUCAAAGAGAUCUUCCUGAAUAUUCUAGAGACUUCUUCAAGUUCCUUUGAACACAAAUGGAUGGUGAUUCAGACUUUAACUAGAAUCUGUGCAGAUGCCCAGUGUGUAGUGGAUAUUUAUGUUAACUAUGAUUGUGAUUUAAAUGCUGCUAAUAUAUUUGAACGUCUUGUAAAUGAUUUGUCCAAAAUCGCACAGGGACGAAGUGGGCAUGAGUUGGGAAUGACACCUUUACAGGAGCUAAGCCUGAGGAAAAAAGGACUUGAAUGUUUGGUUUCUAUUUUAAAAUGUAUGGUAGAAUGGAGCAAAGACCUUUAUGUGAACCCAAAUCAUCAGGCUAGCUUGGGUUCAUAUAAACCAUCUGACCAGGAAAUGGCUGAAGGUAAAUGCCUGGACGCAGGAGGGAGACGGAGUAGUGUCAGUUCCUUGGACUCCACUGUAUCGUCAGGAGUUGGAAGUGUUGGUACCCAGACUGCUGUCCCAGAUGAUCCAGAGCAAUUUGAAGUCAUCAAGCAACAAAAGGAAAUAAUUGAACAUGGGAUAGAACUGUUUAAUAAAAAACCAAAGAGAGGAAUACAGUACCUACAGGAGCAGGGAAUGCUUGGCAGUACAGCAGAGGACCUGGCACAAUUCCUGCACCAAGAGGAACGCCUCUGCUCUACUCAAGUAGGGGAAUUCCUUGGGGAAAGCAGCAAGUUUAACAAGGAAGUCAUGUAUGCCUACGUAGAUCAGCUUGAUUUCUGUGGAAAAGAUUUUGUCUCUGCUCUGCGUAUAUUUCUGGAAGGUUUUCGUCUGCCAGGUGAAGCCCAGAAGAUUGAUAGAUUAAUGGAGAAGUUUGCUGCUAGAUACAUUGAAUGCAACCAACGGCAAACACUAUUUGCUAGUGCAGACACUGCCUAUGUUUUGGCAUACUCCAUUAUAAUGCUGACUACAGACUUGCACAGUCCACAGGUAAAAAAUAAAAUGACAAAGGAGCAGUACAUUAAAAUGAAUCGAGGAAUCAAUGACAGUAAAGACCUGCCAGAAGAGUAUUUAUCCACAAUCUAUGAAGAAAUAGAAGGAAAGAAAAUUGCAAUGAAAGAGACAAAAGAAUACGCUAUUACAACCAAGUGUAGUAAACCAAGUGUAGCUAAUGAGAAGCAGCGGAGGUUGUUGUACAACUUGGAGAUGGAACAAAUGGCAAAGACGGCCAAAGCCCUCAUGGAGGCAGUGAGCCACGCAAAGGCACCUUUCACCAGCGCCACUCACCUGGAUCAUGUCAGGCCCAUGUUCAAACUUGUCUGGACUCCACUGCUGGCAGCUUACAGUGUUGGCUUGCAGAACUGUGAUGACACAGAAGUCGCAUCCCUGUGUUUGGAAGGAAUACGCUGUGCCAUUAGGAUAGCCUGUAUCUUUGGAAUGCAGCUUGAACGAGAUGCUUAUGUACAGGCCCUUGCUCGUUUUUCCUUGUUGACUGCCAGUUCCAGCAUUACAGAAAUGAAACAGAAGAACAUCGAUACUAUUAAGACACUCAUUACAGUUGCUCACACAGAUGGCAACUAUCUUGGCAAUUCUUGGCAUGAGAUCUUGAAGUGUAUUAGCCAGCUGGAACUGGCACAGCUCAUAGGAACUGGCGUGAAAACUCGAUAUUUGUCUGGUUCUGGGCGUGAGAGGGAAGGCAGCGUUAAGGGCUAUGCUUCUGCAGGAGAAGAGUUUAUGAGCCUGGGAUUAGGGAACCUCGUUGGGAGUGGUGCUGACAAGCGGCACAUGGCGAGCAUCCAGGAGUCCGUAGGGGAGACCAGCUCACAGAGUGUGGUGGUGGCAGUAGACAGGAUAUUCACGGGCUCCACGAGGCUGGACGGGAAUGCCAUAGUUGACUUCGUGCGGUGGCUGUGUGCGGUGUCCAUGGACGAGCUGGCGUCCCCGCACCACCCGCGCAUGUUCAGCCUGCAGAAGAUCGUGGAGAUCUCCUAUUACAACAUGAACCGCAUCAGGCUGCAGUGGUCCAGGAUUUGGCAUGUGAUUGGAGAUCACUUCAAUAAGGUUGGGUGUAACCCUAACGAAGAUGUUGCCAUCUUUGCCGUAGACUCAUUAAGGCAGCUGUCAAUGAAAUUUCUUGAGAAGGGAGAGUUAGCCAACUUCCGCUUCCAGAAAGACUUCCUAAGGCCUUUUGAGCAUAUUAUGAAGAAAAACAGAUCUCCAACUAUUCGAGACAUGGUGAUCCGCUGUAUUGCUCAGAUGGUGAACUCUCAAGCUGGUAACAUUCGUUCAGGCUGGAAAAAUAUCUUUGCAGUUUUUCAUCAAGCAGCAUCAGACCACGAUGGGAAUAUCGUAGAGCUGGCAUUUCAGACCACAGCACACAUAGUUACAAAUAUUUUUCAGCAGCAUUUUCCAGCAGCAAUUGACUCAUUUCAGGACGCAGUAAAAUGCCUCUCUGAGUUUGCCUGUAACGUUGCCUUCCCGGACACCAGCAUGGAAGCCAUCAGGCUUAUUCGCUAUUGUGCAAAAUAUGUCUCAGAAAGACCACAGGUAUUAAGGGAAUACACAAGUGAUGACAUGAAUGUGGCUCCUGGGGACAGAGUGUGGGUCAGAGGAUGGUUUCCUAUUUUGUUUGAACUUUCCUGCAUCAUCAAUCGUUGCAAGUUAGAUGUUCGUACAAGAGGCUUAACAGUGAUGUUUGAAAUCAUGAAGAGUUACGGGCAUACCUUUGAAAAGCACUGGUGGGAAGACCUGUUUAGAAUUGUGUUUCGGAUUUUUGAUAAUAUGAAACUCCCUGAACAACAAACGGAGAAAUCGGAGUGGAUGACCACGACGUGCAACCACGCCCUUUAUGCCAUCUGUGAUGUGUUCACGCAGUUCUAUGAGGCUUUGCACGAGAUCCUUCUUCCUGACAUACUUGCACAGUUACAUUGGUGUGUAAAACAAGAUAACGAGCAGUUGGCACGAUCAGGUACAAACUGCCUGGAAAACCUGGUAAUACUCAAUGGACAGAAAUUCAGCCCUGAAGUCUGGGGCCAGACAUGCAAUUGUAUGCUAGAAAUCUUCAAAACAACUAUUCCUCAUGUCUUGCUGACGUGGAAGCCUGUAGGAAUGGAGGAAGAUUCAUCUGAAAAACACCUGGAUUUGGACCUAGAUCGCCAGUCUUUAAGCAGCAUGGAUAAAAAUGCCUCUGAAAGAGGACAAAGCCAAUACUCAAAUCCAACAGAUGAGAGCUGGAAAGGUGGUCCUUAUGCAAACCAAAAACUAUUUGCUGGCCUCCUGAUCAAGUGUGUGGUACAGCUGGAGUUGAUACAGACCAUUGAUAACAUAGUGUUCUAUCCAGCAACAAGCAAGAAGGAAGAUGCUGAGCACAUGGCUGCAGCUCAGCGAGACACAUUGGAUGCAGAUAUCCACAUUGACACAGAAGACCAAGGAAUGUAUAAAUACAUGUCUUCACAUCACCUUUUUAAGUUAUUGGAUUGUCUGCAAGAGUCUCACUCGUUUUCAAAAGCCUUUAAUUCAAAUUAUGAGCAGAGAACUGUGUUAUGGAGAGCAGGGUUCAAGGGUAAAUCAAAACCCAAUCUCUUAAAACAAGAGACCAGCAGCCUGGCGUGCUGCCUGAGGAUCCUGUUCCGCAUGUAUGUGGACGAGAGCCGGCGGGAGGCGUGGGCCGCGGUGCAGCAGCGCCUGCUCAGCGUGUGCAGUGAAGCCUUGGCGUAUUUUAUUACUGUCAACUCGGAAAGCCACAGAGAAGCCUGGACCAACCUCCUGCUGUUGCUUUUGACAAAAACACUAAAAAUCAGUGAUGAUAAGUUCAGGGCACACGCUUCCACCUAUUACCCGUUCCUGUGUGAGAUCAUGCAGUUCGACCUGAUCCCCGAGCUGCGGGCGGUGCUGCGGAGGUUCUUCCUGCGCAUCGGGGUGGUGUUCAACAUCUGCAUCACCGAGCAGCAGGCGCGCACAGCUGGGAUGCACCUGCCUUCCUGCUAGCUCUGCCUGGGGCUGUCGCAGCGGCCUGUGCGCACAGCCAUGGCCAGAGGUGGAUUGAAGCACGUGGGAAAAGAUGGGACCCUGGUCUAUCACCACAGGAACAAGUUAUUCUUACCACAAUGGCAUUUGGGUUCUGUCCAUCCUACAGAAGUAUCAGCAGUUUUAUUUAAAUUCUUGCUUACAGAGUCAAUACAGUAGUGUGCAGUCUCUUUGUUUCAAUGCUAAUCAUUUGUGUGAUCCAGUGUGUCUCUUGUAGUGUUUUAUCCGCUGCUUGGUCUUUCAUCCCAGCUAGAGCUGAUAAACCAGCUGGAUCUCUCCACAGAAGUUAUGCCCCUUGGAACUAAUGACUCUAUUUGUGUAGCCUUGUGAUGUUGGCACAUGUUCAUAAUAAACUCGACUGUGGUGGCCAGUGACCACCCUGGGUGAGAUCCGUCUGGGUUUUCCUUUUGUCCAGGACCAGGCCAGGGAGGGCACUGGGCUGUUGAAGUGGACAGCCUGUAGGAUGCUUGGAGAAGGUUUUCUUCCUGUUGAGCAAAUGACUUAAUUUUUUUUUUUAAUAUCAGUACUGCAUCUUCUGAGACUUAUUUUUAGUUUUAUGGAAGAUUUUACCUCAGGAGCAACAAUAGCAUCUACUCCUUUAUUAGGCUUGAGUUAAAGGCAUUUAAGAAAAAGAAAAGGCUUUCCUUUUCCUUUCAUACAUUGGCAGAUCGUGGACAGGGCAUACACAUCAAAAACAAGGCUCAGAACAAAUAAACACGCCUUUUUGGAUAUAAUGUGUUUAGCAGUAAUGGUAACUGCUUAGCAAAAAGUCCAGUCCUCAACACAAGCUUGUCUCCUUUUACUGCAGAUAUGCAAGUUCUGGUUUGUCAUUUUGUGCAAAUGAUUUUUGUUCUCAACUCUUAGUUCCUAGUGGCAUCUAAAAAAACCCGAAUUUCCAAAAAACUGCUCUAGCAAAAUCAAACAAGUUCAUUCAUGUGCUCCAAGUUACAAAAACAAUUCUGUGCUUUGAAGGCUGUGAAGCAAAAUGUGACAUGACACCACAGCUUUGCUUGCCUAAGAGUUUUUUUUCUUUCCUUACAAUGCAUCAGAUUUCUGUGACAAUGUUUCCAUGACAGUGCUGUCCUGGCCUUUGAAAUAUUUUUAAAUUUCAAGUUUCAAGACUUCUCUAAACCAGGAAAGUAUGGCAGGAUGGGAGGAGAGGCUCCACUUCCUAAAAUAAUGCAGUGUUAUAUUAACUGCUGUGCUAUCCAGAGUAGCAAACUUAAAAUAUUAACAGUAUUUAAAGAAAAAACCAAACCAACAAACAGCAACAACAACCUACCUACUUGAAUGGAACCAAGUGUAUAACAUUAUUUUGUGUUUUGAGUUGAGUUUCCUGGCAGGAUGGCCUCAGGUGAGGUUGUCUCGGGAUAUGCUGCUCUGAGAUACUGGAAAUGUGGUGCUUUUUUUUUUUUUUUUUUUUUUUUUUCCUGAUUGUUUGUUUGUCUUUUUGUGAUCUGUUUCCAAAGGGUUUUCAUGGUGCUGCUCAAUACAUCAGUUUGCCCUGGGUAAGCAUUGCUUGGGAAAGGUUUUACAGUCAGUAGCAGUGACAAAGCUUUCACCAUUUAUUUUCACUUUUUAUUUUUAACCAAAGAACAGUAAGUGGUAGUUGUGGCUCUUUGACUUUUAAAUGCCCAUUAAGUUAAAUCUAUACACUGCUAUUUAGUAGAAGGGAGUGAAUGGCUAUGACAAUAGGAGAAGACUGAAAAAUAAGCAAUGCUGGUAUUUAACUUGCUGCAUUCGAAAUAUCCUUUGUGUUGCAUCUCAUGCAGCUGCUCAUUCCUUGGGAAUGUCACUGCAUCGGGUACUGCAGAAAAUGAAAUAUUUAUUCUAAUUCUAUUUAAAUCUGUAAUGAUAUGCUAUUCCUUUUCUUCUAGUCGUAGGUAGUCCUAAGGAAAACACUUGAACCAUUAUUUUUCAGAUUUGGAAUGUGUUCCCUCAUGUCCCAUUAGACACCUGGCCCAGCUGCAUGUUCCUGUGUGUGUCACAGGUGUGAAAGCCCUACAGUCAUGUCUUGAAACAAGUCUCAAUUCUGAGGUCUUAAAUGACUUCACAGUUGCUUCAUGGACUUUCUUUACUGUAACAGGCAGCAUUUGUGUUCUCUCUGCACAUAGGAUAAGUAUGUUUAAUCCAUGCUUCCCUUCAGCCUUUGGUCUCACACUGUUCCUUAAGAAAAGCUGUUGUUGUAUUUAUACCAGUUCCAAGCUGCUGAAGCUGGGUGUGUGAUAUCCAACCACGCCAGGGUGUGCAGUGCAGGAGGGGGCCCGGGCUGCAAUGGCAUUUUCAGAGGCCAGCCCCGCGCUGUGCUGCAGCCCCUGUCCCCGUGGCGCUGCCUGGGGGUUUUGAGCAGGGCCCUGCAGUCACACAGUCACCUCUUGGAGGCUGUGCCACGCAGGGAGCUGCAGCCACCCUCCCUGCCAGGGCGGGAAUCCCGACACUCCAUGCCUCCCGAGGGAAUGGAGGGGCAGAGGAUGCUAAUGUGGAAAACUCUAAACCCUGCCUUUUGUGGUGAUUAAAAACUUCCUUCAUGUUGCCUCUGUUGUGUCUUACCGUCCAGGAGAAGGUUGAGUUUGUCAUCCAUGCCUGGUACCUCACAUUCUAAACUGUAAACAGAACAAUCCACGACUAAAACCCACACGCCCCAGAUUUUAGCUCAGUCCUACUGUUCAAGAGAAUGAUUAAAAAUAGUAAUUUUGUCAAAAGUGCAUCUCCCUUUAAUCUGUAACUUCAGUUUGUUCAGCACCUUUGUUUAAAAUGUAUGUUUUCACAUAUUUAAAAUGCCUGAGUUUUAAUUUCUCUGUAUUAAGUGCAUUUACUAUCAAUAAUUUAAAGACCAUUCCUUGCCAAUGGAUGUAUAGAGUUCUGAGAGAAUACCAAAAUUAUAUAAUAUGAAAAUCUAUGUAAAGUUUUCUACAUGAAAUACGAUGUAUAAUAGUUAUACUAUUCCAUGCUUUAAUCAAGUGAUAAAUCAAUAAAGUUUUACGAAGUGU